UGAUUGUGUAUUCUGAGUAACAAAAUAUAGUGUAAUUAAAAACAGUCAUUUUUGCCUUCUAAAUUCUAAAAGAAAAAUUAAUUAUACACAUCGCUAAUAAUAAAAUUAAAAAAGGACGUACAUAAAAGAUUAAUUAAAUUUAAAAAGAAAACAAAGCAACCUUAGUUUUCUUUUUAUAAUUAAAAUAAUUCAGCUCCCCAGUACAAAAAUAAUAAAUUACACAAUGGGUAAUUAAGACAUUUACGACGCGUCAAUCUUUCACACUAGAAUCUUCUGGAGACAGCGAGAGCAUUUUUCACGAAAAGUUUUCAUUGACUGGUUUUUCAUAGAAAAUCUCCCAAAUAAGUUGAAAAAGUGAAUAUAAAAGUGGUGGCAAAGGCAUAAGAGAAGGAUGGUGAAGGAAACAACCUAUUACGAUAUUCUGGGCGUACGUCCAGACGCCUCAGCGGACGACUUGAAGAAGGCAUACAGAAAGUUAGCCCUCAAAUAUCAUCCGGACAAGAAUCCCAAUGAGGGUGAGAAGUUCAAGCAGAUCAGUCAGGCCUAUGAAGUCCUGUCUGAUGCUGAGAAAAGGAGUAUCUACGAUGAGGGUGGCGAGGCGGCCAUUAAGAAGGGUGGAUCAGGUGGUGGAGGCUUUACCAGUCCCAUGGAUCUCUUUGACAUGUUCUUUGGUGGUGGAUUUGGGGGUGGCAGACGCAGGGAGCGCCGUGGGAAGGAUCUGGUACAUCAGCUCAGUGUAACUCUGGAGGAAUUGUACAUGGGAGCCGUGCGCAAAUUGGCGCUGCAGAAGAGCGUGAUUUGUGAUAAGUGCGAGGGACGUGGAGGCAAGAAAGGUGCCGUGGAGAAGUGCGCCCCAUGCCGAGGAACGGGCGUUGAGACAAAGAUCCAACAGGUUGGCCCAGGCAUUAUGCAGCACUUUGAGCACAUGUGCCGAACUUGUCAUGGCCAGGGAGAGUUGAUAGCAGCCAAGGACAGAUGCAAGACAUGCAAUGGGAAGAAAACCGUGCGAGAACGUAAGAUCCUUGAGGUGCACGUGGAGAAGGGUAUGCGAGACAGUCAGAAGAUUGUGUUUUCCGGUGAGGGUGAUCAGGAGCCCGAUUUGCAGCCCGGAGACAUUGUUAUCGUGCUGGACGAGAAGGAGCAUCCAGUAUUUAAGCGUUCGAAGGAUGACCUCAUCAUGACGAUGCCCCUGCAGCUCGUUGAGGCUCUCUGUGGCUUCCAGAAGGUCAUUAAGACACUGGAUGAACGUGACUUGGUGAUAACUUCACUUCCUGGAGAAGUGGUGAAGCAUGAAUCACUGAAGUGUGUGCUGGGCGAAGGGAUGCCCCAGUACAAGAAUCCCUUCGAGAAAGGGCGCCUCAUUAUUCAAUUUGUCGUGACGUUCCCGGACACUAUCCCCCGGGAAGCUAUUCCCACGCUCGAGAUGAGCCUACCCGGAAGACCACAAGUCACAAUUCCCAUUGACGCAGAAGAGUGCACCCUGUCUGAUCUUGAUCCAGACCACGGACGUGGGCAGAGGUAUGCUCAAGAGGACGAGGAAGAGUACUACUUCCCCGGUCCACGUGUCCAACAAUGCGCCACCAGCUAAAUGCGCAGGGGCGCACUCUCAAAAAGCCGACCAUCAAGGGUUGGAUUAGGGGAUAUUAUUAAAAAAAAAUUGUGACUCAGAAAAAGAGCGAUAAUGCAUAAACUUUAUGAAAAUAAACUUAUUCCAAGCGCUAAA
This is a messenger RNA of Phlebotomus papatasi, 1723 nucleotides long. RefSeq names its product dnaJ homolog subfamily A member 1-like. NCBI's taxonomy places the organism in Eukaryota, Metazoa, Arthropoda, Insecta, Diptera, Psychodidae. Gene Ontology annotation, cellular component: cytoplasm; cytosol. Gene Ontology annotation, molecular function: Hsp70 protein binding; ATP binding. The coding region runs from base 392 to 1588 and encodes 398 amino acids. The transcript has 2 exons. The record is from RefSeq and is a predicted model, not a curated record. Gene Ontology annotation, biological process: response to heat; protein refolding.